AUACGAUUCAGCCUCUCGCAACUUUCGUCCCAUCCGGUUCCUCCUCCUCCUGCCUAUUUUCUUUCCUACUCUCUCUUCCCACCUUCAACUACUCUCUCCCACUUCUACUAAUCAACCUUCUUCCUUUUCCCCCCAACUACUCCAAUCGCUUGAUUCGUUCUAUUUGUUUAAUACUUACCCAUCAUGUGUGGAAUCUUCGGCUACAUCAACUACCUGGUCGAGCGGGACCGCCAGUUCAUCAUUGACACUCUCCUCAAUGGCCUCUCCAGACUGGAAUACCGCGGCUACGAUUCAGCCGGUAUGGCUGUCGAUGGUGACAAGAAGAACGAGGUGCAGGCUUUCAAGGAAGUUGGCAAGGUCGCUAAGCUCCGUGAGCUCAUUGCCGAGACCAAGCCCGACAUGACCAAGACCUUCGAGUCGCACGCUGGUAUUUCUCACACCCGCUGGGCCACCCACGGCACCCCCUCCCGUGGUAACUGCCACCCCCACCGAUCCGACCCCUCCUGGGAGUUUGCCGUCGUUCACAAUGGUAUUAUCACCAACUACAAGGAAUUGAAGGCUCUGCUGGAGACCAAGGGCUUCCGCUUCGAGACUGAGACCGAUACUGAGUGCAUUGCCAAGCUGGCCAAGUACCUGUAUGACCAGCACCCCGACAUUGAGUUCACCGUCCUGGCCAAGGCCGUCAUCAAGGAGCUCGAGGGUGCUUUCGGUCUGCUCCUCAAGUCCGUUCACUACCCCCAUGAGGUCAUUGCCGCCCGCAAGGGUUCUCCCCUGGUCAUUGGUGUCCGGACCUCCAAGAAGAUGAAGGUGGACUUUGUCGAUGUCGAAUUCUCGGAAGACGGUGCUCUUCCCGCGGAGCAGGCCUCCCAGAAUGUCGCUCUCAAGAAGUCCGCUACCAGCCUGUUGGCCCCUCCCGACAAGUCGCUGCUGCACCGUUCUCAGUCCCGUGCCUUCUUGUCCGAUGACGGCAUUCCCCAGCCCGCUGAGUUCUUCCUCUCCUCCGACCCCUCGGCCAUCGUCGAGCACACCAAGAAGGUCCUCUACCUCGAGGACGACGACAUUGCCCACAUUCACGAGGGUCAGCUGAACAUCCACCGUCUGACCAAGGAUGACGGUACCUCCAACGUCCGUGCUAUCCAGACCAUCGAGCUGGAGCUCCAGGAGAUCAUGAAGGGCAAGUUCGACCACUUCAUGCAGAAGGAGAUCUUCGAGCAGCCCGAGUCCGUCGUCAACACCAUGCGUGGACGUCUCGAUGCUGUGAACAAGAAGGUUACCCUGGGUGGUCUUCGCCAAUAUAUCUCUACUAUUCGCCGUUGCCGUCGUCUCAUUUUCAUUGCCUGCGGUACCAGCUACCACUCCUGCAUGGCUGUGCGUGGUGUCUUCGAGGAGCUAACUGAGAUCCCCAUUGCCGUGGAGCUGGCCUCCGACUUCCUGGAUCGUCAGGCUCCCGUCUUCCGUGACGACACCUGCGUGUUCGUCUCCCAGUCCGGUGAGACUGCUGAUUCUCUCAUGGCUCUCCGCUACUGUCUGGAGCGUGGUGCCCUGACUGUUGGUAUCGUCAACGUUGUCGGCUCGUCCAUCUCCCUCCUCACCCACUGUGGUGUCCACAUCAACGCCGGUCCCGAGAUUGGUGUUGCCUCUACCAAGGCCUACACCUCCCAGUUCGUCGCUAUGGUCAUGUUCGCUCUGUCCCUGAGCGAGGACCGUGCCUCCAAGGCGAAGCGCCGUGAGGAGAUUGUCGAGGGUCUCGGCAAGGUCUCUGACCAGUUCCGCCAGAUCCUGAAGCUCAACGAGCCCAUCAAGGAGAUGUGUGCCAAGUUCUUCAAGGACCAGAAGAGUCUGCUCCUGCUGGGUCGUGGUGCUCAGUUCCCCACUGCUCUUGAGGGUGCCCUCAAGAUUAAGGAGAUUUCCUACCUCCACUGCGAGGCCGUCAUGUCCGGUGAACUCAAGCACGGUGUUCUGGCUCUCGUUGACGAGAACCUACCUAUUAUCAUGAUCCUCACCCGUGACAACCUGUUCACCAAGUCCCUGAACGCCUACCAGCAGGUCAUUGCUCGUGGCGGUCGCCCCAUCGUUAUCUGCAACGAGGAUGACCCCGAGUUCUCCUCUGCCCAGACCGAGAAGAUUGUCGUUCCCAAGACUGUGGACUGCCUCCAGGGUCUGUUGAACGUCAUCCCGCUGCAGCUGAUCUCCUACUGGCUGGCUGUUGGCGAAGGCUUGAACGUCGACUUCCCUCGUAACCUGGCCAAGUCCGUGACUGUCGAGUAAAUGGGAAGCGGGGCUUCAAAGAAAGUAUUCAAGUAGACGACUGCAAUGAUCUCCUGUUCCCUUACCUUUGGGUGUUAAUGCCUGUGUUUUGUUAAGCUUAUUCCCAAGAAUGGAAUCGUGUUAUAUUUCUGGUGUCAACAA
Penicillium subrubescens is the source of this 2409-nucleotide messenger RNA. RefSeq names its product glutamine--fructose-6-phosphate transaminase (isomerizing) GFA1 (gene gfa1). The coding region runs from base 184 to 2268 and encodes 694 amino acids. NCBI's taxonomy places the organism in Eukaryota, Fungi, Ascomycota, Eurotiomycetes, Eurotiales, Aspergillaceae. Gene Ontology annotation, molecular function: carbohydrate derivative binding; L-glutamine:D-fructose-6-phosphate transaminase (isomerizing) activity. Gene Ontology annotation, biological process: fructose 6-phosphate metabolic process; UDP-N-acetylglucosamine metabolic process; protein N-linked glycosylation. The record is from RefSeq and is a predicted model, not a curated record. The transcript has 5 exons.